This is a messenger RNA of Ruditapes philippinarum (Manila clam), 3032 nucleotides long. RefSeq lists its product as uncharacterized. Lineage: Eukaryota; Metazoa; Mollusca; Bivalvia; Venerida; Veneridae. The record is from RefSeq and is a predicted model, not a curated record. The transcript has 2 exons. Bases 453 to 2084 code for a protein of 543 amino acids.
AAACGUAACUGUCUAUUGAUACGAUUAUGUACACUACGUAAUCACGUUGAUAGACCUCUCAUAGCUAGAUGAUCGCCGUUUAUUUAACUGAUCAUCACACUAACAUUUGUGUACAUUCGACUGAUACAGUUUGACACAGGGCGAUUAUUUCAUGAUAUUGAAAAAAAAAACUUUUACUUUUAUUUUAAAACUAGCGCUUGAACUUAACCAAUCAGAAUAAAUUGUACUGCGAUCUGAAAAAUUAUUUUUGUCAAUAACAAGAAAAGUGAAACAUGAAUUAAUUAUUAAGUGAAAUUUGAUAGUUUAAGUGAAUAAUAAAAACGCUAAUAUAAUAAUUAAAUAAAAGUUUAGUUAUAAAUAAAUUUUAAAAAUGGAUUAUUUUAAUCACAAACAAGAGAUUAUUGACUUUAUAAGAUUUGUCCAUUAUCAGGGAGUCAGAAGCUCUAGAAAUCAUGAAGGAAUUUCUGAACCAAGAUCCAGUGCUCACCUCUGAUACCUAUCUAGGAGCGAGGAUGAACCAAAAGUCCCUGAAUUUCCAUACUCAACUACAUGACUGGAGCGAGGCUCAGCAGCUAUCAGCACUUGCCAGUAAACAUGCAAACCUUCUAAGUUCUGCAAAAGAUGGACAGGCGUUCUUACCAGUUAAAAAACUGGCCCAUAUUGAAUACUGGACUAGACAAGUCAAUAGAUAUUAUAGACCUAACAGAGGAUGUAGACCUAAAUCUGGCAGUUUUAUGAAAAUUGAUGUCACAAAAUUCAAUAUGAAAGUUGAUAAACCGCAGAUCAGCCGUAGUAAAUCAGCUAUUUACCCCCAACGUCAGCGACCUGAAACUGCUAUCAGCAGACACCCAUCAGCACCACGGAGACGAUUCUUUGGAACAGAUGUUCAUACAGUAAACAAUAAUCUAAUCGAUUCUCAGAUGCACUAUUCAGCCCAAAGGAAGGAUCUUUAUUCUGCCACAACAAAACGGUCACAAAAAAGCACAAAGGUCAACAACCUGCAGCCUGAUUUUCUAGAAAAUGGAGUCAGUGAAUUAAAUGGGCCAUCUAAAGCUGAUAAUGACUCAGAAACUAUUACUAUAAUAGAUAAAACAGACAGUUCCAAAGUAAGUGACCUUGAAACACAAAGUCAAGGUCAUAUAGAUACAGAAGUCCUUCAGCCACAAAUUGUCUCAAGGUCAUGGUCAAAUAGAAUGCUAAAUGUGAUUUCAAUCGACGACUGUAAACUUACAUGCAGGUACAGACCUCAAGUUAUUAAGGAAAACCAUCCAAUUCCCGAUGAUCUUGACCUCAUGCAAAAAGCAAGAGCAAACAAAGUGAGGCAUGAAAGUAAGACAGUAACAGAAACUAAGGAAAAGUCUAAACCUGAAAAUGAAAAAGAAAUGAAUGGUAAUGAAGCAGAUGAUGAAGCAGAUAAUAGUGAGGAUGUUGUUGACAAUAUAGAUAGACUGUGUAUAGAAGAACCUGUAAAUAUGAACUAUAACACUACAGCUGAAACUUGCCAUAAUGAAACUGAACAGAAAACAGAAGCUGAAGAAAAUGAUGAUUUCCUUCAAAAUACUGAUGAAGUUUUUUCAGAAACUAAAAUAAAAGAUAAAAGCACAUCUUCUGAAGGAACUGAAAUAUCUGAAAGGAGUGGGCAAAGAUUAAAAUAUGAUAAUAAAUCGAAUGGGAAUGACAUGGUGCUUGAUGACAGAAUUCCAAGCUCUCAGGGAGCAAGUAAAACUAGUUACGGUCGAAUCACAACCCUUUAUCCCCAGUCAGAAAGUCAAAACACCAAAGUUAAAGAUGGACAAAGGAGAAAGAAGGUAUCUAGAACAUCUAGAAUUAAUUAUGCCAUAAAUGACAUGGUAAAAGAAAGAAAAGUGAUGAAUUCUUUAGAGAGAGACUUUGACACAAGGACUGCAGAAUUUGGAAGAACAGUAGUAGAAAAAACCGAGGGCAGUGAAACUUUUAAGAAAAUUCAUGCCAAUCUACGCAAAAAGAUUGAUGCUUUUGUAGAUACUCAUAGUGCUGUUAAAACAAAAGAAUUCUAUGUAAAAAGUAGAUCAAAUAGUGCUACAAAUUCAAUAACAAAUCCAUAAAUCAUGUGCAGUUAAUUGAAUGAUUAAUUAAAACAAAUUCAUAAGAAGAUAAAUGUUGUUGCAUGUGCACUGCUUAUAAAACUAAUGUUGUAAAUUAAUUAAUAUUCAUGUGGUCAUCUUUGACUUUGGAGCAGAAAGAAACCAUCCAACAAUCUUUAAAACAACAAGUAAUGUGAAAAAUCAAUGAAUAAUGACUUCAACUCUUGAAAUCUGUUAGGGCAAGUUGAAUCACAGCUUUAAUGUAUUAUCAUCAGCUAAUGAAUUAUAUUAAAUAUUUUAAAUAUACGAUUUUAAAUGAAUUCUGGUUCACAUUCAAUCUCAUUAAAAUCAUUUUGUUACUGACUCUCUACUUAGAAUCUGAUAACAUUGCUUUGGAGGUCACCUCAUUUUGACCUACACUUAGCAAAUCAAAUCAUUGACUUGAGAAUGCUAAAGCGUAACUCUGUGAAUUCUUAUCAUUUAAUACAACAAACCUAUUGUAGAGUACAAGAGCCAUAACAAAGAGGUGUUUUAACAAGACUGGUUACCAUCUAUACUGAUCAUCAGACAGCCAAAUUUGGUUCACAUUUUCUUACUACAUUGAUAUGUCAAAUUUCCUAAUCCAUUCUAAUCAUAACCAGAAUUUAUUUGACUAUAUGUAAACCAGUCUGCUAUUAAUAUAACCAGUCCAUGAAUUUGUUUUGUAAUCAGUCUAUAAAUUUGUUUUGUAAUCAGUCUGUUAUAGUCAGAAAACAAUCAACCGUUACCAGACUGCAAUCUUAUUCACAGUAACAGUCUCCACCUGGGAGAGAAACAAUCUGUGAAAACAGACACUUUGAAAUCAAUUAGUAAAUGUGUCUUCAAUAGCUUAAUUUUGUAAACAUACUAAUUUAACAUGUUUAUAGAUUUUCCUCAAAGAGGGUUUGUGUGGUGUUUAGAAAAUAAAUUGAGAAUAAAGCAAUGACAUGA